AUGGCCAGCCCCCCUAACAAACGCGCCCGCGUAGCGUUCUCACGCCCUCUUCGUACUUGGUGUACUGCUUGUAUUUCACGCCUUUUUCGCGACCAUUCUCACCGUUGUUACGACCAGAAAGGGGCUGGAGGACGUUGCUCUGCUUGUGCGCAUGGGAACUGCAAGUCAAUUCGCCUUUGCGAAAACAACAAACCAGAAGCCAUAGAACCUUUAAACCCAGCUCCAGAGGUCUUCAUUGGAGGGGAUGAAUACCUAGUACUUAUAAGGCGUGCUGUGAGUGCGUUUGAGCGGAUUGCAAAUGCUAUGGAGAUAAUUGCUGAGGGGGAGGAAUUGGAGGACGAAGAAGCGGUGUAG
This is a messenger RNA of Diaporthe batatas, 354 nucleotides long. RefSeq lists its product as uncharacterized. Lineage: Eukaryota; Fungi; Ascomycota; Sordariomycetes; Diaporthales; Diaporthaceae. The transcript has 3 exons. The record is from RefSeq and is a predicted model, not a curated record. The coding region runs from base 1 to 354 and encodes 117 amino acids.